UUCUCCUUCGCGGAAUCUUCCUUAUUCGAAUCGAUAGAAAAGGGAAGAAUCUGCCGAUUCUCUGUCUGCGAAGCUCUUUGCGCCUCCGAUUUGCUUCUUCGGUUGAAAGGGUUCGUUUGCUCACUUCCGUUUCCUGACGCGUUUUCCUUUUCCGUGCAUUAGUCGGCUGAUUAGGGUCUUCUGGUUUCAUAAUUUCAAUAGGGGAAUAUAGUUCAUAAUGAGCACCCAAACAGUCAGGGGACCUGCUGUCAGAAGUGGUCGUAGGAGGAAGACAGUUUUGAACUUGGACCUGAACUGUUUCCCGCCAAGUGAGAAUCAGGAACAGGGGGGGCCUUCAACUCAAUUGGUGCCUCGAGAGGUUCAAGCAGGCCAACAACUGCCAGUUGCACAACCUGUGAUGAUUGAUGUGGAGGCUAUUGAAGAUGAUGAUGUUGUUGAAUCCAGUCCCAGAGCUUUUGCUGAGGCUAAAAACAAUUUUAGAAGAAAUCGUAGGAGGACUAUAGUUGAUGUGGAUUUAGAGGAGCGGACAGGAGGGAUCAAUAAUGAUCGCAACAAACGCAAAAGAAGUUCAUCAAACCGAACAAUUAUUAACUGCGAUCUUUAUGUAAACCUGGAAGCAAGUAACAGUUCAAUGACGGAAAACAUAAGAAUGCCACCAGAACCUCCAAAGGAUCCUGUCUUUAACUGCCCAAUAUGUAUGGGCCCACUAGUAGAAGAAAUGUCAACAAGAUGUGGUCAUAUUUUUUGCAAUAAUUGCAUUAGGGCUGCCAUAAAAGUGCAAAGUAAAUGCCCCACCUGCAGGAAAAAGGUUACUGUGAAGGAGCUUAGAAGGGUCUUCCUGCCAGCAACUGGUUGAAGGUAUAGCCAGAACCAUUGAUUAUAUAAAUCGGUCGAAGUGCUUCCUUGUUUUCUGACUUUGUAGGCGUAACAAGUAUUAGAUUUGAAUAAUGCUCUACUACAACCUGCUGACUUUCAGCGCAAGUGAUGAAAUGUUAGUGUAAAUUAUAUGAAUUCAAUUUUUCAAGUUUCCAGUAAUAUAUAAACGGAAUAUGUACUAUUCAUUAUACCAUCAAGGGCUGAUUUUUGAAAUAGGGUGCUUAAUCAGGAUAUGUCAGUGCUCUUCAUACUGUUGUACUUCACAAGCUGGGGAUUGUCUUCCUCAUUUCUGAAUCUGAAUUUCUUGUUGAUAGU
This is a messenger RNA of Neltuma alba, 1191 nucleotides long. RefSeq names its product E3 ubiquitin-protein ligase RNF4. NCBI's taxonomy places the organism in Eukaryota, Viridiplantae, Streptophyta, Magnoliopsida, Fabales, Fabaceae. The transcript has 5 exons. The coding region runs from base 218 to 856 and encodes 212 amino acids. Gene Ontology annotation, molecular function: SUMO-ubiquitin ligase activity; ubiquitin protein ligase activity; SUMO binding. The record is from RefSeq and is a predicted model, not a curated record. Gene Ontology annotation, biological process: ubiquitin-dependent protein catabolic process. Gene Ontology annotation, cellular component: SUMO-targeted ubiquitin ligase complex.